AUGCCCGGGGGAACAGUCUGGCUGAAGGCUGGGGCUAACGGGACGCGAAGGACUAAGCUCCGGGGCCCGUCUCGAGCCGCUGUCCCCUGCCCUGUUUCCGCAGCUCAGCCGUGCGGGGGCCGCCUGAACUCCAAGGACGCCGGGUACAUCACCUCGCCGGGCUACCCGCAGGACUACCCCUCCCACCAGAGCUGCGAGUGGGUCAUCUACGCCCCCGAGCCCACCCAGAAGAUCAUCCUCAACUUCAACCCUCACUUCGAAAUCGAAAAGCACGACUGCAAGUACGACUUCAUCGAGAUCCGGGAUGGGGACAGCGAAGCGGCGGACCUGCUGGGCAAGCACUGCGGCAACAUAGCGCCUCCUACCAUCAUCUCCUCCGGCCCUUCUCUCUACAUCAAGUUCACCUCGGACUACGCCAGGCAGGGCGCCGGCUUCUCCCUGCGCUACGAGAUCUACAAGACAGGUCAGCGNNACUGCUCCAGAAACUUCACCGGCUCCAACGGCACCAUCGAGUCCCCCGGCUUCCCCGACAAGUACCCGCACAACCUGGACUGCGUGUUCACCAUCAUCGCCAAGCCCAAGACGGAGAUCCUCCUCCACUUCCUCAUCUUCGACCUGGAGCACGACCCGCUGCAGGCCGGGGAGGGCGACUGCAAGUACGACUGGCUGGACAUCUGGGACGGCAUCCCGCAAGUCGGCCCCCUGAUCGGCAGGUACUGCGGCACCAAGAUGCCGUCGGACAUCCGCUCCACCACGGGCGUCCUCUCGCUGACUUUCCACACGGACCUGGCGGUGGCCAAGGACGGCUUCUCCGCGCAUUACUACCUGAUCCAGCAGGACGUGCCGGAAAACUUCCAGUGCAACGCGCCGCUGGGGAUGGAGUCUGGCCGCAUCUCCAACGCGCAGAUCAGUGCCUCCUCCACCUACUCAGACGGGCGGUGGACGCCGCAGCAGAGCCGGCUCAACAGCGAUGACAACGGCUGGACCCCCAACGUGGACAGCAACAAAGAGUACCUCCAGGUGGACCUCCACUUCCUGACAGUGCUCACAGCCAUUGCUACGCAGGGCGCCAUCUCCAGAGAAACGCAGAACGGCUACUACGUCCGCACCUACAAGCUGGAGGUCAGCACCAACGGGGAGGACUGGAUGAUGUACCGGCAUGGCAAAAACCACAAGGGGUGGCUGCAGGUGGACCUGGGCGUCCCGAAGAACGUCAGGGGCGUCAUCAUCCAGGGGGCUCGUGGAGGUGACAGCGUGACCACCGCCGAGUCACGCUCCUUCGUGAAGAAGUUCAAGGUGGCCUACAGCAUGAACGGAAAGGACUGGGACUUCAUCCAGGACCCCAAAACAAUGCAAGCCAAGCUUUUUGAAGGCAACAUCCACUACGACAUCCCCGAAGUGCGGAGGUUCGACCCCGUUCCUGCCCAGUACGUCCGAGUGCACCCGGAGCGGUGGUCCCCGGCGGGAAUAGGGAUGCGCCUGGAGGUGCUGGGCUGCGACUGGACAGAUGUGAAGCCCACUGCAGAGACGCUGGUGCCCACUCUGAGUAGCGAGCUGACCACCACCCCCUACCCAACUGAUGAAGAGGCAACGGAGUGUGGCGAUAGCUGUGGAGAAGAGGAGGAUUUCCACCUGCCUGCAAACUUCAACUGCAACUUUGAUCUCCCUGAAGACCUCUGCGGUUGGUCACACGACUUGGAGACGGGUUAUACGUGGUCUUUUCAGCCUACCAGCACCUGGAUUGGCAACGCAGAACCAAGCCCCGAGUCCGUGCCUGUGAACUUCCCAAGAAUGGAGGAUGACUUUCCCAUCCCCGAGCAAGGCUUUGAAGACAACGACGAUCAUGAUUACUUUGGAUCGGAUAGGAACGACACACUGUUCUCUACUAACUCUCCAGGAACCCCAAAGCUGGACAAAGAAAAGAGCUGGCUCUACACCUUGGAUCCCAUCCUGGUUACCAUCAUAGCGAUGAGCUCCCUCGGCGUCCUCCUAGGGGCCAUCUGUGCCGGGCUGCUGCUCUACUGCACCUGCUCCUACACCGGCCUGUCCUCGCGCAGCUCCACCACCCUGGAGAAUUACAACUUCGAGCUCUAUGACGGCAUCAAGCACAAGGUCAAAAUGAACCACCAGAAGUGCUGCUCGGAGGCCUGACGGGCCACCUCGGGAUCUCCCUCAACAUUGCGGUCCGGUGAGGUGGGCUGGUGGGGAUGACUUUUUAUUUUUGCUGUUUUCGACGAGAACUGAAUGCCAUAAUCUCAAGCGACCCGACCGGGAGUGGCGAGGGUGCGGGGAGGCGCUGCUCCUGCCACCGGCCACGACCGUGAGGCCCCGGCCGGCAGGACGCGGUCGGGGAGGACCGGAUGGGCGUUUUCACGAACUGAACUGUGCGGGGCGAGGCGGGGAGCCGAGACCCUUGUUUGUUGGUUCAUCUUCAUUUUCUGCUGACGUGAAUGGCUGAGCCGUGGCGCGGGAGGAUGGUUUACCUUUUGGAUGUGAGAAACUAGAUGUUGUUUAUUAUUUCCCACUUCCUUUCUCUGAUAAGUUGCUGAGAAGGCUGAGGGAUUUCUUCAGCUGUCCUGUCUUUAGAAAUAACAUACACACACACACACACACACACAUACAUGCAGACCCUGUCCAUUUUAGAGCCCUGUCCAGAUACUGUUUUGGCUGUAGGGAUUUGUGCACAUCAUGCUAAACCCAGGAAGCUGCAGUUUCUAGUCCUGAAGAUGGGAGCAGGUUGUUGCCUUUGGCUUUCCCUCUCCUGGCAGGGAGAAAGACAUGACGCAGGUUUUAGUGUCGAUGGCAACAACAGUGCUUUCUGAAGUCAUUAAGAAACAAAACGGAAAGGAAACCCUAUGUGUAGAAGCACCUCUUUGAGAGAAGCUGAAGAGCCUUAAAGUGAUUUGUGAAUAAGAGCCAUUUAUUAAAUCCAGAUCUUGGAUUGAAACAGCUGAGGCCUUCAUCAGGAAGGCCUUUCUCUGACUCUCCCCAUCCCUCUCGAUCCUGCCCUUUUUUCUUUUUUUUUGGUAGAAUGAGAAAAUUGCAGCAAACAAAAAAAACACAGUCCGUCCAGUUCCCAAAGCUCAGGCUUUUGGAAAGGGGGCUUCACUAAGUGUUGACCUUGAGGUGCACAGCAGAGGCCUCGGGAGCAGAGGGGUGGGAAAACGAACCGCGGCGGGACGCUGAACCCCCCCCCCAACCGCGUGCUGGCCGGGGCUGCCCGGCUCUGCGACGGUCCCCUCUCCCUGGAGCUGCGGGCUCCUGCCGGCGCCGGCGUCUUCUCCCCUCCAGAGCAAAGCUACGCUGCUUCGGAUCAGUAGCAAAAACCUGCAAUCUGAUUUAUGAGCUACUUUUUUUAUUUUUUAUUUUUUUUUACUUUAAACAAGUGCCUUAGAAGUAUUUUUCCUCCAUCCGAUGAUCAGUGCUGUAUCAGACAACAAGUGAGGCCUUCAUCCUUCCCCAUCGUUUUGCUGUUCUUCACUGGAUCUCUACCGGGUAGAGCCUCGCUGAAGAAGUCUUAUCCUUCUACUUUCAAGUGGUCUGGCUAUAUUGUCUCGCAGUCGAUACUUCUCCACCUAGGAGUGUUAUGAAGAUAAUUUCGUGGAGAAAAAGCAUUCAAAUGCUGGGCCCCAAACCAAUGCCUUCAUUUCCAAUUUAGUACAGGUGCAUUGUCCAAAGCAGCUUGCACGCAUAUGAAGUGAGAACUUUUCCAGCACACUGGGUUUGUUUUUUUCAGGAGCUCUUUGGAAGUACCUGAAAUGUCCUGAUUUUACAUUAGCAAACUAUCCGGGGUUUGGGAUUGACGGGUUCCCCCCCUCCCUUGCUAACCAUGGAGCGUUGAAGGUGCAAUGCGACAUGACGUCCCUGCAACACGUCCUCCAGGAAGGCAGGUGUCUGGGGAGAUGAGGCCCAUCUGGGGAGGAGAGGAGCGGAGCGCAGGCUGUUCGUCAGGGCCCUGGCAACGGGAGCAGCAUUUGUCUAGCGUUUCAUGCAAAGCUCCAUCAGACAGCAAGUUUUUUUGGGGGGGAGGGGGGGAGACCCUUUAUCCACCCUAAGAAACAUGCAUGUGUUACUGCUGAAGCAGAGUCCAGCAGCUGCGUCAUCAAAACUUCCCACAUUUUCUACACGCGCACACGCGGAGACUCACACCCCCACAAAAUCCUUUAUUUUUGUUAAUUCACGCUGUGUGCCCAACAGAAACGGCAGUGAAAGUAUCUCAGCUCCUCCCUUUGAACCCCCUUAUUGGCGCUCCUCACGUACAAAUUGCAUUUUGCGGGGGGGGGGGGGGUGCCGCGCGUGCGGAGGAGACGCCCAUGGCGAGCGGAAACGUGCCAGACCAUUUCAAAGCUGGAUUGCUGCUACUCCGUGAUUUUUAUCCCCUUCAAAUCACACGAGAGGGGAAGGAUGAGCAGAAACGGACCAUACGGUAGACAAGUCGACUUAGGCAAACAAUAGGUGAAAGUAUAUAAUUGCAGUGGUAACGUUAUGGUGUCUAGUAGGCGUACAGAGAGCAGCGUUCGUAUAUACGUAGACCCAGAAGUAGUGUGUGUGUGUGUGUGCACACGCGCGUGGAUUCGCUGUCUGUAUUGUGUCUGUGACUUAUCCCGUGGGACUGAGUCGUGUUCGUGUACCUUUUGGCGUGGGAUCUGGGCGCCAGCUGGGCACGGCUUGCCCCUUCCCCGCCGGUUAGUACAGGGACCGCGCGUGUGCACUUAGCGGGCAGGAGCAGGCCGAAGAUGCUGCAAAGCCGAUACCUCACUUAACCUCUGCUGGGUGCUUUACUGUUCUACUACGGAAAACUGUGUUUGAUUGUAACUUUAACAGGGAGAAAAACAGAAAAAAAAAAACAAAAAAAAGGAAAAAACCAACAACAACAGCGGCCAAAAAAAACCCCCAAGAAAUCAGUGCGUUCAACUCAUUGCAUCCUCCUCUGCAACUGCGUUAGGUUUGCUGAUCGCAAUUCCCUUUGUGAAACUCAGAAAAAAAAAAGAGGCGGGGGGGGGGGAAAAAAAAAAAAAAGAGAAGCCAGUGUUAACGCCGUUGCUGAAGUCCGCUGUGGCCUCCGCAGCCGUCGGAGGGCGAGGACGCGUUGCUAACAGGCCGGCUGCAAUACGGAGGGAUGUCGUGCGGUGGGAAGGUGCCGGGGGUGAGCACGGGAAUUAAACCAUUAAGAAAUCAUAUGCAGAAAUGGAACUUCUCCAAGGUCUGCAGUUCAAGGCGUUUGACCGUUCCCUGGCUGAGCCAGGACUUAUGGACUUAAAGAGCUUUUACUGUGAUUCUUCAGUGUAAAAAACAAAACAAAACAAAACAAAAAAAAAAUCAAACUGUGUUUAUAUGAUUUGUAUAAAAA
Molecule: messenger RNA, 5350 nt
Organism: Struthio camelus australis
Lineage: Eukaryota; Metazoa; Chordata; Aves; Struthioniformes; Struthionidae
Source: RefSeq, a predicted model, not a curated record